Molecule: messenger RNA, 2061 nt
Organism: Gadus morhua (Atlantic cod)
Lineage: Eukaryota; Metazoa; Chordata; Actinopteri; Gadiformes; Gadidae
Product: potassium voltage-gated channel subfamily KQT member 2-like
Exons: 12
Coding region: 500-2035 (511 amino acids)
Biological process (GO): potassium ion transmembrane transport
Cellular component (GO): membrane; voltage-gated potassium channel complex
Molecular function (GO): voltage-gated potassium channel activity
Source: RefSeq, a predicted model, not a curated record
GUGUGUGUGUGUGUGUCAAUAAGUCAUGGGACUACUAUCCAGUGGAUGUUUAUAUCACUGUUUUUAUUGGAAACCUUAAAAAGUGUUCCUUCAUCUCAAAUACCUGAGUUUAAACGGUAGGCUACAACGUGUAGCUUAAACAUGAUAAAAGGGAUAUCAAGGUGUGUGUGUGUGUGUGUGUGUGUGUGUGUGUGUGUGUGUGUGUGUGUGUGUGUGUGUGUGUGUGUGUGUGUGUGUGUGUGUGUGUGUGUGUGUGUGUGUGUGUGUGAGAGAGCGAGGGAGGGAGAGAGAGGGAAGGAGGCAGAAAGCUCACACAUUGCAGUUUCCAGCGGUUAUUCUAAUUGGUUUCUCAGGGUGGGGGGGAGGGAGGGAGACCAGCACCAACUGCAUUCACGAGCUCAGCCCAGCAGCGCACACCCCUUCUCAUAGGCACCGGCGAUGCAUCCCCGAGGCGAAGGCACCGCGACCAGCUGCUGUUCGCCGCCCGAGUCCCGGUAGGAUGGUGCAGAAAGCGGUGAACGGCGGCGGGGUCUACCCGGACCAGGCCGGGGGGGAGAAAUCGAGGCACAAAGUGGGCUUCGUCGGUCUGGACCCCGGGGCUCCGGAGUCGAACCGGGACGGAGCGCUGCUCAUCGAGGACGCGAAGAGGGGCAGCAUCCUCUCCAGACCACGGGCCAGCGUCUCCGGGGGGAGACCCAGACCCAGGCCGUCCAAGAAGAACGCCAGCUAUCGGAAACUCCAGAAUUUCUUGUACCAAGCGCUGGAGAGACCGCGGGGAUGGGCCUUCAUCUACCACGCUUAUGUCUUCCUCUUGGUCUUUUCCUGCCUUAUACUGUCCGUCUUUGCCACCAUCAGAGACUUCAAAAAUAGCUCAGAGAGUGCCUUGUACAUCCUGGAACUCGUGACCAUCGUGGUGUUUGGGGUGGAGUAUAUCGUCAGGAUCUGGGCCGCAGGAUGCUGCUGUCGCUACCGCGGCUGGAGCGGGAGGCUCAAGUUCGCAAGGAAGCCCUUUUGUGUGAUCGACAUCAUGGUGCUGAUCGCCUCCGUGUCAGUGCUGGCGGCCGGUUCCCAAGGCAACGUGUUCGCCACCUCCGCCAUCCGAAGUCUCCGCUUCCUGCAGAUCCUUCGGAUGCUGCGUAUGGACCGGCGCGGAGGCACCUGGAAGCUGCUGGGGUCCGUGGUCUACGCUCACAGCAAGGAGCUCAUUACCGCCUGGUACAUCGGCUUCCUGUGUCUCAUCCUGGCAUCUUUCCUGGUCUACUCAGUGGAAAAGGAAUCCAAUGAUGAAUUCGAGACCUAUGCUGACGCCCUUUGGUGGGGACUGAUCACGCUGACCACCAUCGGCUACGGGGACAAAGUACCCAAGACCUGGAACGGCCGCCUGCUGGCCGCCACCUUCAGCAUGAUCGGCGUGGCGUUCUUCGCCCUCCCCGCGGGUAUCCUUGGCUCUGGCUUUGCCCUGAAGGUCCAGGAGCAGCACAGGCAGAAGCACUUUGAGAAGAGACGCGACCCUGCGGCGGGCCUCAUACAGGCCUCCUGGAGAUUUUACUCCACCAACCUCUCCAGAACGGACCUCCUCUGCACCUGGGAGUUCUUUGAGCAGACCGUAGCCGUGCCAAUGUACAGACUCAUCCCUCCUCUGAAUCAGCUGGACCUCCUGAGGAAUCUGAAAGGCAAGACAUUCAGGAAGGACUCCCAGUCCCAGCCAGAUGCCUCUCCCAGUCGAAAGGCCAGCUUGAAGGAGAAGGCGUUCUCCAGCCCGACCAAGACCCCCCCAGGCAAGGCCGGAGCGCCGUCCCCGGGGGCGGAGGACGGGGCGGAGGCCAGUCCCAGCAAGGUCGGGAAGAGCUGGAGCUUCGCCGACAAGAACCGCGCGCCCAAGCACUCGUUCCGCGUGCGAGGCAGCGCCUCCCGCCAGAACUCAGAGGCAAUUGAAGGUUUAAUAAGUAAGACAUUGGCGUACUUCUUUGUCUGGCUUCUAUCGGUAUAUGAACAGGCAACAAGCAACCUUGACUGGUGCAGGAAACAUGCAUGAAAAGUACUGGUUUGUGGACCGCUUGA